AUGCCUAUUGACGUUGAAGUUUGUAUUAUAGGUGCAGGAGCUGCAGGACUUAAGGCUGCACACACAUUACUUACAAAGUCUGACAGUCUUACUCAAAAUGAUAUCAUAGUAGUGGAAGCUCAAGAUAGAGUUGGUGGUAGACUUUACACCGAUCGUACAUCGUCCAAAAUUGGGCUUCAUUAUGACUUGGGUGCCUCUUGGUUCCAUGACUGUCUCAGUAACGUAGUGUUCCAACAUUUUUAUUCUGGUGAAGGUGAAGGUGACAAGGAAAUUUUUGAUAUCUUGAGCGAUGGGUACUUUGAUGACAAGCCAGUGAAAGUAUUCCUGAGUGAUGAGAUUGCUGAAAUCGAUAUGCAUAAGACAAAUAUGGAAACCAUAACCAAUGAUAUUGAAAGCUUUUGUGAGCUUUACUUCAUUGAUAAGCUUUCCACGGAUGAGGAUAUCACUUUGAAACAGUUGGUAGAACUUUAUAUUCAAAAGUAUAGCAAGAUUUUAACUGAACAAGAGAAAAAAUACGCCAAAGUGACCAUGAGAUACUAUGAACUUUGGCAUGGAGUGUCUUGGGACAGACUUAGUGCUAGGUAUGCCGUAUUGGAUCACAACGGAAGAGAUUUAUUUAAUAAGAAGGGUUACGACUUCUUGAUCAACUGGUUGCUUCAGAUUGGAAUUUCUAGGGAUAGAGUCUUACUAAACUCUCCUGUAUCCAAGAUAUACAGAGAUGCUUCAAAAUUAGUAGGAAACCGCAGACACAGAAAAUGUGCUGUAGAGAUUAGGGGAUCAAGUGAACUUAUCUAUUGCGACUAUUUGGUGGUAACUGUUCCUCAGAGUAUACUUUCUUUGGAUCAUAAAGUAGAGCCUAAUUAUGGAAUUGAAUGGGUGCCAGUAUUGCCAGCCAGCAUGCAGACUGCCUUGAAAAAUAUUCAUUUCGGGGCAUUGGGUAAAGUCAUAUUUGAAUUUGAUUCAGUUUGGUGGAAUAAGAACCAAGAUAGGUUCUUCAUCUUGGCAGAUGAAAAUGUUGCUACUGAUGGUAUCGAAACAUUGACUAGUUUACCUAAACCUUUCAGCUUUCCAGCCCUAGCAAUCAACAGUUCUAAUAUCCAUAAAUCGGACAAGGGAAGUUUGAUCAUUCUUACUCAAACCCCAUUGACUGAAUAUUUGGAGAGCAAUCCAGACCAAGCUUGGUCAUACUAUGGGCCUAUGUUGGCAAGAAUCUCUUCAACCCCAUAUUCACCUCCACCAGCACCAAUCAACACCAUUACCACAAAGUGGACCACCAAUCCAUAUAUUCGCGGUUCCUACGUAGCUUGCUACAAAGGAGAUGAUCCAACGGAGAUAAUUUCUCAGCUUUCUGGAGAAAUUGAUGGUAUGGGCUUAAGUAGCUCAACUAUCAGGUUUGCGGGUGAACACACUUCCUUUGAAGGAGAAGGAUGUGUCCAUGGAGCUUGGAUGAGUGGAAUGAGAGAAGCCGAAUGGAUUUUGAAGCACUCAGGUAGGGGAGAAGUAACUAAAAAGUUGGACAAAUGGAGAUUAUAA
This is a messenger RNA of Dujonia railenensis, 1533 nucleotides long. The record is from the annotation of a GenBank genome assembly. Lineage: Eukaryota; Fungi; Ascomycota; Pichiomycetes; Serinales; Debaryomycetaceae.